Messenger RNA from Harmonia axyridis, 2182 nucleotides. RefSeq names its product zinc finger X-chromosomal protein-like. Bases 138 to 1472 code for a protein of 444 amino acids. Gene Ontology annotation, molecular function: RNA polymerase II transcription regulatory region sequence-specific DNA binding; DNA-binding transcription factor activity, RNA polymerase II-specific. Gene Ontology annotation, biological process: regulation of transcription by RNA polymerase II. The record is from RefSeq and is a predicted model, not a curated record. Gene Ontology annotation, cellular component: nucleus. Lineage: Eukaryota; Metazoa; Arthropoda; Insecta; Coleoptera; Coccinellidae. The transcript has 2 exons.
UUAAUUUUGUUUUUUUUUAAUGCAAGGAGCCUGCUUCCAUAUAAGAAUUCAUAUGGAAUUUGGAAAGAGGAUAGAUAUAACUGCAAAGGAAAGGUUUUCCCAUUUUCCAUAUUAUCCAUCAAUAAAAACUGCUUGGAAUGUUUUCACAUGAAGCUCUAUGUAAAAGAGAACCAGAGAUAUAUGAUUCUUCAGAAUGUAUCAACAAUAUUGUCCAGAAUUACGAAUUGAUAACUUCUGGAAUAACUGGAGAAAAUAACAAAAUACACAAUUCAGACAAUGAGAAUGUUGAAAACGUAGAUGCUAAGUUUGAAAUUUCAAAAAUGUUUGUAGGAUGGAAUAAAAGCAGUUUGAACAAAAAGGAACCAUUUGAGAUCAAAAUUGAAGAUGGUAACUCCAAUCUUAGGAAUGAAGAAGAGUUUUAUUACAACUCAAAAAAUGGAAAUAUUUCUGAAAAUAAAGCCAGUGAUUCUGAUGAUUCCUUGGACCAAAUUCAGUCUUCUGAUAAUGAUUCAGAGAUAGAAGAAAUUUCCGAAAUACCUCUGAAUGGUAAUACUAAAAUAAAUCAGAAUAUUAGAGUAUUGAAGAAACACAAAUGUGACUUAUGUGAUUAUGUGGCAAAACAAAAAAGGCUCCUCAAAAAUCAUUUAGAUUCUGUCCAUUUGAAUGUGAAGCAGCACAAAUGUGACUUAUGUGAUUAUGCUGCUACUCAAAAAUGUUAUCUCAAAGUUCACAUCAAUUCUGUUCAUAUAAACUUAAAGAAUCAUCUGUGUGCUUUCUGUGAUUAUUCUGCAAAUUCAAAAGCGACCCUCAAAGAUCAUACAAGUUCUGUUCAUUUGAAUGUGAGGCAACACAAGUGCCACUUAUGUGAGUAUGCAGCAAGUCGAAAAAGAGACCUUGAAAAUCACAUGAAUUCUAUUCAUUUGAAUGUGAGACGACACAAAUGUGACUUAUGUGAUUAUGCUGCAAGUCGGAAAAGGGACCUCACAAAUCAUAUCAAUUCUGUCCAUUUGAAUGUGAAACAGCAGAAAUGUGACUUUUGUGAUUAUGCUGCAAUUCAAAAAUGUAACCUCAAAAGGCAUAUAAAUUCUGUUCAUUUGAAUGUGAAGAAACAUAAAUGUACAUUAUGCAAUUAUGCUGCAAGUUCAAAAGGGCACCUCCAAAAUCAUAUAAAUUCCAUUCAUUUGAAUAUUAAACAGCACAAAUGUGAGUUAUGCGAUUAUGCUGCGACUCAAAAAAGUCAUCUUGAAGAUCAUGUGAAUUCUAAUCAUUUGAACCUGAAGAGAUAUAAAUGUGCUUCGUGCAGUUAUGCCGCAUAUAGAAAGGCAGACCUUAAAAAUCAUAUAAAUUUUGUUCAUUUGAAAGUGAAGAAACACAAAUGUCACUUAUGUGACUAUGCUGCAAUUCAAAAAAGGAACCUUGAAAAGCAUAUAAAUUCCAUUCACUUGAAUGAGAAACAGCGAAAAUGUGACUGAUGUGAUUAUGCCGCAAUUCAAAAACUACCAGAUUGCAUAAACUCUUUUUAUUGCCAUUAAAAUGCCCCUCAAUAAUCAUAUAAAUUGCAAUUCUCAAGGAUCAUGUAAAUUCUAUUAAUUCAAACUUGAAGAAAUUCAAAUGCACAUCAUGUGAUUAUGCUGAUAAGGAAAACAAGAAUCUAAAAAUAUCUAGUCAUUCGAAUGUGAAUUAGUAGAAAUGUGGCUUAUGUGAUUAUGCUGCAAAUUAAAAAUUUUAUUCAAAAAAUAAGCGGCACAAAUGUCACUUAUGUGAUUUUGAUGCAUUUCAUCUCAAGGACUAUGUUAAUUCUGCUCAUUUGAACAUGAGGAAACAUAAAUUUGCUAUAUGAGAGCAUCAAUAAUCAUGUAAAUUCCAUUUAUUUGAAUGUGGAGCAGCUACCUUGAUUAUGCUGCAACUGGAAAAGUAAUGCUCAAUAUUAAUAUGAAUUCAGUUCAUUUGAAUGUGAAGCAGCUCAAAUGAGAUUAUGCUCAAUGUUGAAAGAUCAGAUGGAUUUUGUUCAUUAGAAGUAUUUAUAAAACAGCUUGGAAGAAAUCUCCCAAAAGGCAUCUAUACUUCUGAAGUUGAGAGAAUAUAGUAGAAGUUGCUUGACCUGAGGUUUGUUCUGUAAGAAGAAAAUUAGAAAGAAAAUGUCCGAACUUCCGUUUUUUUUUCUCAAGAUCAUAAACAAAAU